This is a messenger RNA of Leptomonas pyrrhocoris, 2809 nucleotides long. Its product is annotated as putative Gamma-tubulin complex subunit. Gene Ontology annotation, biological process: mitotic cell cycle; microtubule nucleation; meiotic cell cycle. The transcript has a single exon. The coding region runs from base 287 to 2809 and encodes 840 amino acids. NCBI's taxonomy places the organism in Eukaryota, Euglenozoa, Kinetoplastea, Trypanosomatida, Trypanosomatidae. Gene Ontology annotation, molecular function: microtubule minus-end binding; gamma-tubulin binding. Gene Ontology annotation, cellular component: spindle pole; gamma-tubulin small complex; equatorial microtubule organizing center. The record is from RefSeq and is a predicted model, not a curated record.
AGUCUUUUGCCGUCCUUUUCUGUUUCGUGGCUGCGGUGGUUGUGCUUACAGAAGCGACUUAGGUGAAGAAGGAGGCGAAAGAAGACCCUUUGCCCCUCCUUUCUUUUUUCCACUUCGAUUAUCGUAGGAGCGUCUGAUCCUCAUUUGCAAAAGAUCAGAGGCUGACGCAUAUAGACGCUCCCUUGCCGUAGCAGAGAUUUCAACAGGCCACGAACCACGUCUACCUGCCUUCCUCCGUAGUGUGAAGAAGAAAAAGCAAAACGAAUCUAUUGGUGACGGGUUCAACAUGUCGGUGCCUCCGCCCUCACGCGAAGGUUCGAUGCCCCACGCCGCCUCCCGCAGCAGGGAGCACUCACCGCUGACGGAGGAGGAACGUGCCCGGGCCUCCUACGCCAGCGCCUCCACCUCUGAGGUGUCCAGCACGGUGCGCGCUUCGUCUUCGAGGGCAAAUGAGUUUGCGCUGCCUCGACGUGACACUGCGGGAUUCAGCAGCGGCACCGGAGGUGUGCGCACGAUUCCGUUUUAUGCUGCAGCUCCGUCCGCAUUGAAAGAUGCCUCGGCGACUGCGCCGCACCGACAGUCUCCUCGGACGACGCUGGACAGAAGCGGUGCAGGCGGCGACCGUUCUGAUCCGAGCCCACCACGUCUGAGCUCCACCGGUGUAGCGACGAACAGCAGCACGCCGGCACUCGCCCGCUCAUUCACGACUGAACGUCACGACUUGCCGGGGAAGCUGUUUGGCACGCACGGCACACAGCGACAGCGCGUCAGCGGCAGCGGUGAUGCGUCUGCAGAAGCGCCACGGAGUGACAUUUCUCGCAGGGGAUCGCUGCCGAGCCUCGGUGCAGGCCGUCGCGACCCCUCUGGCAGCAUCGAACAACCAAGUGGUGGUGGUGUGGCGAGCAGCAGCAGCCCGUUCGUUGAGCGACGAAGCACUCCCACUCGCCCCUCCCCAUCUGCCGCCAACGUCGGCGCCUCUGGCCGGCCCAUCGAGGAGGCCCUCUUUUACGCGGAUGUCCUCUUUAUGUGGAUGGGGGUGACGCAGACGCAGUACUUCACGUACGAUGCGAGUGAGAACGCGUACUGCAUGACUCCGGGCGUGGGAACAGCGGUGCAGCAGCAGGCGGCGGAGGUGUUUCAAGAGUGCGGCACGCUGGCGCGUCACAUUGACGUGGCACUGCGCCAGCCCAGUUCCACCGGUGAUUCCUUUCUGCAGCAGAGCUUGCGAAGUGCCCUGCGCCGGCAGCUGACGCAGUACCACUACCUCGUCUCCAUGAUCCGCGAACGUCGCGACCCACCACUGCACAUGGGCGAUCUUAUGGUCGCCUACAAGCGCGUGCAGCCGAAGCUGUGGGUGAUGGAGUGCGUCUUGCGCGAGACGCAGCAUGUCAAGGGUGGCGAGCUCGCCUCCAAGAUGCAGCAGCUGGUCCAGCAGGGCUCCCAUCGACUCUCUUCUCUCCUGUACGACAUCUACAUUGAAACGGUGAGUCCGCUGCUGCUGAUGACGGUGGAGAGCAUCACGAAAGGUGAGGUGUGCGAUCCCCUGCGCGAGUUCUACAUCGUGCCGAACGACGCCGUCGAGGACACGGCGGAAGACUUUUGGGUGUCGAAGUACUCGCUCAACACGGAGAUGCUGCCGAGCACGGUGCCCGAGAGUGUGGCGCACGACAUCCUCCUGGUCACCAAGAACAUCCGCUUUAUCUGCCGCUGCUGUCGCGCGAAGCAGUGGCGGAUGGAUCCCGUGCUUCUCGCGGAGGCGGAACGCGCCACCUUUGACACGCUACCGAUCGUUGUGCAUCGAGCGCUGGCGUUUACGAACACGGCGGUGCUCCGGCUGAUCCGCGAAGAGUUCGAGCUCGUGAAGGUGCUUCGUCUCGUCAACGCGUUCUUGCUGGUCGGCUACGGCGACUUCUACGAGCUGCUGAUCACGAAACUCGAGCCCAUCUUGUCGAAGAUGAGCAGCGCGGUGCACGUGUCGGUGGUGCGCGAUCAGGUGCAGAGCGCCUUGGCAGAGAUCACGCCCUACGCGAAGCACCUCGACACCGACCGCCUUGCGCUGCUGCAGUGUGAAAUGGUUAAGGACGAUGGCAAGCUGGGCUGGGACAGCUUCGUCAUGACGAUGCCCCUUCCCUCCCCUCUCAACAACCUCUUCGACCAGACCGCCAUGAAGGUGUAUCGACGCCUGUUCCGCCUGAUGUUUCGCGUGAAGGUGGCGGAGGUGGCGUUGAAGAAGGCGUGGCGGCAAAACGUAAUGCUGGACCGCCUCAUCAGCAGCGUGCAGCGCAGCUCGCAGGAGGUGUCGGCAUGGCGCGAGGUGGCGGCGGAUGCGCAUCUGUUGGGCCUGCAACUGAAUCACUUUGUGAACAACUUGUGGUCGUACCUCGUCGCCGAGGUGUGCACCGUGGCGCAGGACUUGCUUCUCAAGGCGAUUGAGCGGUGCGCCUCAAUGGACGACAUCCGCACCGCUCACAACGCCUACCUCGCCUACCUGACACAGCGCUCCCUUCUCCACUCGGACUGCGCAACGAUUCGCAUGAACGUGGAGAACAUCGUGACCAUCGUGCGCGAGUACUGCGGCUCGCAGGCGCUGCUGACGUCGCUGCUGCAGCGCGGUUCAGGUGAUUUGUCCACCGUGAAGCGGCAGUACCAAGGCCUGACGGACGAUUUCCACCGCGAGAUGUCGUCGCUGCUCACCACGUUGGAGGAGCAGCACGUUCACUUUGAUUUCCUCAACUUUCUGUUGCUGCGGCUGAACUUCAACCGCUUCUACCACGACACCUCUGAUGCGGCCUACAACACCGAGUUUUGA